CAUUUGUCCUUAAUGGGAAAAUACAAAUAUAUCAGGCUAGUUAUAUAGCAAGUUAGUCGAAUAAGAGUGGGAACUAAGUAUAAAAGUAUCGUGAUAAAAUGCACGUGAUCAAUAACCUUAACCUUAGCGGAUAUAAUUUGAUUAAUCCACAGUUUAUUAAUGAUUAUUACACUGUUUAGGGUCUAAUUAUCAGUAAGGAUGUCCAUAAACUUCUUUAAAGGCCACCCUACUCGAAGUUUAUUGCCAGUGCAGGCCAUUGCCAAUGCAUACAACAAAGUAUUACUCGAUAGUGAUUAUCUCUCGUACGAGACUGAUCCAUUGAAUCAACAUCCUUUACAAUAUGGAACUGAUCCUGGAAAUUAUGAUGUGAGAAAGUCUAUAGCUCAAUGGACAGAUAAGCGAUUUGGUAGAACAAGCAGUGGUAAUGGUAAAGGUACUGAUCCUGAUACCAUUAAUUUAACUGCUGGUGCAUCAUAUGGGGUAGCCAAUAUCCUUACCUCGGUAACAGAAGCUUCAACUGUAACUAAGAGAGCAUUUAUUGUAACUCCAACUUAUUAUUUAAUUACCAGUUCAUUUCUUGAUACGGGAUUUGAAGGAAAAUUAACUGCUAUCAACGAAACUCCCGAUGAAGAGUACGAAAUCGAUUUAAAGACAUUAGAAGAAAAGUUGAUUGAGUACGGUCACGGAUUGGAGUCUAGUGAAGGUAAAGAAAUUAAUAUUAUAAGGGAUCCUGUUAGAGGAGAUAGAAAGUUAUAUAGAUUCGUUCUUUAUAUUGUUCCCACAUUUUCUAAUCCUGGUGGGUUGAGUUAUUCAGAGAAAACAAGAGUUAAAUUGAUAGAAAUUGCUCGGAAAUAUGAUUUAUUAGUUAUCAGUGAUGAUGUCUAUGAAUUCUUGGAUUAUACUGAUAGUAAGUAUCCUAUUCCUCGAUUAGUACAUUUAGAUCAGGAUACAUUACCUCCUUAUAAGAAGUAUGGUAAUACCAUUUCAAAUGGUACAUUCUCUAAAUUGAUAGCUCCUGGAUUAAGAGUUGGUUGGCAAGAAACUCCUACUACCAAAUUUGCUGAUCAAUUGGCUAUUACUGGAGCCAAUAGAUCAGGUGGAACUCCGGGACAAUUGGCUUCAUUAGUGGUUCAACAUCUCAUCAAUGAUGGAGAGUUAGAUAAAAUCAUCCUCGAUUUCGUUAAGGUAUACAAAUCAAGAUCAAUUGCCAUCCAGGAAAGUAUUAAGAAAUAUCUUCCUAAAUCCACUAGAGUAUUGGGUGGCCAAGGGGGUUACUUUUUGUGGGUCACUAUUCCUGGUAUAGAAGAUCAUACUUUAAUAGUUAAAGAAUUAGCCAAAAAUGGUGUCACAUUAGCUGGAGGAGAAAAUUUCGAAGUUGCAGGUGAUACAAGAGAUUGGGGUAGAAAUAGUGUUAGACUUUCCUUAAGUUAUCUUCCUGAAGAAGAGUUACGUUUGGGUAUAAAACUUUGGGGAAAAGUGUUACAGGAGAAACAUCCUGAACUUUAUUAACAAUAAUAGACCUAUUAGAAUUAGUUAGUAUAAGACUCAAUAAAUAUACAAAUGUAUAAAUACAUUCACUCCAUUCUUAUGAUUAUAUCUCAGCGUAGAUCUUGGUGUAAACUUUUUGUCUUCUCAUGUAUUAUCGAUAAAGGCGAAGUGUUGUCAUCUUGUAAAACCAUAAGAAAAGAGUCAAUGCAUGUUGAUACUGUUACAUACCAUUUGACAUGUGACAGCAGUCCAUCUGACUGCCAUUUCCUCA
Scheffersomyces amazonensis is the source of this 1759-nucleotide messenger RNA. Its product is annotated as 2-aminoadipate transaminase. Gene Ontology annotation, biological process: biosynthetic process. NCBI's taxonomy places the organism in Eukaryota, Fungi, Ascomycota, Pichiomycetes, Serinales, Debaryomycetaceae. The coding region runs from base 199 to 1509 and encodes 436 amino acids. The record is from RefSeq and is a predicted model, not a curated record. Gene Ontology annotation, molecular function: pyridoxal phosphate binding; L-2-aminoadipate:2-oxoglutarate transaminase activity. The transcript has a single exon.